This is a messenger RNA of Ostrinia nubilalis (European corn borer), 704 nucleotides long. RefSeq lists its product as uncharacterized. The transcript has 5 exons. NCBI's taxonomy places the organism in Eukaryota, Metazoa, Arthropoda, Insecta, Lepidoptera, Crambidae. The record is from RefSeq and is a predicted model, not a curated record. Bases 1 to 600 code for a protein of 199 amino acids.
AUGAGUUUUGGAAACUCCACGGACCGGCCGGCGCAUCAAUCCACCCUCAGCUGCCCACAGUUCCGGAAGUGCACUAAACGGUGGGGCAAGCAACGAAUAGCCGUGAAUUUGAUCGAGCCACCCCCGUGUGCUUACAGGCAGCAUAUGGGAAAGAGGGAAUCCGCAGACACGGAAAAAGAGCACGAAUCCAGAGGCGGGCCAGUACAUCUAUGCCCCCCUCAGGCGCCGCGCAGAUCCGAGAGUGCGCGCAGCGGCGGGGGCAAGUCAUUCCAGAAGCGAGAAGCGGCGAAUUUGAACGACCCGCGAAAGGCAGACGUCCGAUGUCUAGGAGUUAGAAAGAUAAUCGAAAGCGCGAGAGAAAUCAAGCAAUAUGAGGGCGGACACCAUGCCCCGGUCCUGAGAAGCAAGCAGUCCAUCCACCACAUCCGCCAGAGCAGUUGCCGUGCUGUGACCCUUACGAAAACCAGAUUGCAGAGCAGGGAGCAUAUUGUGUUUUUCAAGGUUGUUCCGAGUCAUAUCGCGGGUGCGCCGAAUACUCUCUCCACGUCGCCGAGCGAGCGGAACUGCCGAACCUCAGCACCAUCACUCCUACGAGCGUAAAUGCGACCACGCCUCGUCCAGGAGUAUUUCCAUUGAAGCCUACGACACUCAUCCCGCACCCGGUGGAAGAGUUGGCGGUUCGGCCGGGUCAAGCGCUCAUUAAU